This is a messenger RNA of Saccharomyces cerevisiae S288C, 1620 nucleotides long. RefSeq lists its product as uncharacterized. The record is from RefSeq and is marked reviewed. The transcript has a single exon. Gene Ontology annotation, molecular function: ATP hydrolysis activity; ATP binding. Gene Ontology annotation, cellular component: mitochondrion. NCBI's taxonomy places the organism in Eukaryota, Fungi, Ascomycota, Saccharomycetes, Saccharomycetales, Saccharomycetaceae. Bases 1 to 1620 code for a protein of 539 amino acids.
AUGAGUACCAAUAAGUUCGUUGUACGAAUAACGAAUGCGCUCUUCAAGUCAUCACUGGCUAGCAACAGUCCACCUGUUUACCCUAAGAGGAUUAGGCAUUUCGAGAUUUUACCCAACGAAAAAUGGGUUAUAUGGGGACCUGGAAAGGGCAAGUUCUUGGAUGUACUGAAUAACAAGUAUAUUUGUGAGCCCCCAUUAUCUUUGAGGUUUGGAUUUUUGAAGGAAAGUUCGAACAUCCUGCCGAGGAUAGAGCAAGUGGCCUUCAAAGGGGUUAUGCCAACGGCUCAUUUAAGUGCUAGAUAUGAAUACUUCAAAGAUGACUACGAUCAAACCUGCAAACAGUUUAUAUUUGAUAAGGCAAGCGGAUCAAAUGCUGUUUCAUAUAAAGUUGAGACGAACAAUCGGCAAAUAAACAUGGAGCUGUACAAUGCAUUAGUUGAAAAUUUAAACCUCUCCAGUUUACAGGAUAGGUGGGUAAUGGGAUUGAGUAAUGGACAAAUGAGGAGAGCAAGGUUAGCUCGUAGUAUACUCAAGGAACCGGAUCUACUACUUAUUGACGACCCAUUUUUAGGGUUGGAUCCAGCCGCAAUAGCAACCAUUUCACAAUUUUUAGCCAAAUAUGAUAGUAUAGAAGUCAGUGGCGGAUGUCCAAUCGUCAUUGGUUUGAGGUAUCAAGAUACCAUUCCAGCAUGGUGUACUCAUAUAUGUUGCGUUGAUGAGAAAAACGGUAUAUUGUUUGAAGGCCCAAUCGAAAAACUUCAAAGUAAAAUGGAUGAAACCAGAUCAAGGGCACUAAAAGAACUAGAGCAGCUCAAAAAAGCGUCUAAUUCCAAAGAGGACAUUUCCAUUAACGAUUUGAUUUGUAUACAUCCUAUGUAUGGCAAGAAAGAGCACGAAAUUAUCAAAAUGCCUCAUCUUAUAGAAUUAGACGGGUUGAGCGUUUCAUACAAAGGCGAAGCUGUUUUGGAAAAUCUGCACUGGAAAGUUCAGCCGGGUUCGAAAUGGCAUAUAAGAGGUGACAAUGGGUCAGGUAAGUCGACCUUAUUAUCUUUGCUUACGGCGGAACAUCCCCAAUCGUGGAAUUCGAGGGUGAUAGAUAAUGGCGUCCCACGAAGAACAGGUAAAACAAACUACUUUGACCUAAACAGCAAAAUAGGUAUGUCAUCACCCGAAUUACACGCAAUUUUUUUGAAGAAUGCUGGAGGAAGGCUAAACAUUCGGGAAAGUGUUGCAACUGGCUAUCAUGAGGCGUCCUCCAACAAUUACCUACCCAUAUGGAAGCGCUUGGACAAAAAUAGCCAAGAAAUAGUGAAUAUGUAUCUGAAAUAUUUUGGCCUGGACAAAGACGCCGAUAGUGUUUUAUUUGAACAGUUGUCCGUAAGUGACCAGAAACUAGUCCUUUUUGUCAGGUCUUUAAUUAAGAUGCCGCAAAUAUUGAUUCUCGAUGAGGCAUUUUCUGGAAUGGAGGUAGAACCUAUGAUGCGUUGUCAUGAAUUUUUAGAGGAGUGGCCUGGAACAGUCCUUGUAGUGGCACACGUUGCCGAAGAGACACCAAAAUGUGCCCAUUACUUAAGGCUCAUAUCUCCUGGAGAGUAUGAAAUAGGCGAUAUGGAAAAUUAA